This is a messenger RNA of Anopheles maculipalpis, 2883 nucleotides long. Its product is annotated as aminopeptidase N-like. The record is from RefSeq and is a predicted model, not a curated record. Gene Ontology annotation, cellular component: cytoplasm. The transcript is spliced from 4 exons. Gene Ontology annotation, molecular function: metalloaminopeptidase activity; zinc ion binding; peptide binding. Bases 1 to 2883 code for a protein of 960 amino acids. Gene Ontology annotation, biological process: peptide catabolic process; proteolysis. Lineage: Eukaryota; Metazoa; Arthropoda; Insecta; Diptera; Culicidae.
AUGGCUUACAGAAUGGUUAAGUGGUGUCCUCCUACCGGGCAUCGACGGUGGUUUAAUCCGUACGUGUUGUUGCUAGCCGUAACGCUAGUCUUUGUUGGUGAUUGCUCCCGGGUAUAUGCUGCAGUACAUCCCCUUCCCGACGAUCGUGACUUUGUGCCAGUUUCCUUCGCUUCCCGGGGUGUGUCUGCGGUCGCACCCGUGCGGGAUGUGGACAGUACGUACUUUCUGCCGAACACAUCCAUCCCGACACACUACGCCAUCUCGUUGCGCACCGAUAUCCACAACGAUGUGCGAACGUUUGAUGCGACCACAGAGAUCUACCUGACCGUGCUGGAGGAAACCGAAACGCUUGUUAUGCACGUCCAGGAGCUCGAUAUUAAGGCAGUCUUCCUGUAUCGGGUUUCUUCUACUGGACCGAUUUUGAUCGAUACACCAACGUACAAGAUCGACAUCGUGAAGGAACACAUUACGUUCCGCACGUUUGCAACGUUCGUACCCGGUGGGUACAUGCUGACCGUAACGUACAGUGGAUCGAUGCGCAACUAUCAGAGCGGAUAUCUGGUGUCUCGCUAUCGGGAUGAUGACAAUAAGUGGCGUUCGGUUGGUACGACACACUUCCAGGCAACGCUCGCUCGUCGUGUGUUUCCGUGCUACGAUGAACCCGCUCUAAAGGCCACCUUCGAGCUGAAGAUUACGCAUCACCGUACUUAUAGGGCGAUCGCCAAUAUGCCUCUGAUCGGCACGGAGAUCGAUCCUACCAACCGGGAGUAUCUGAUCAGCAACUUCGAAAAGACCCCGCUAAUGUCUACCUAUUUGUUGGCGUUUGCUGUGACGGAUUUUGUCACAGUCGGCAACAGCCUGCACAACGUGGUCGUUCGCAGUAAUGCUAAGGAUGAUGCAUCGUAUGCGGUAACUGUUGGGGCUACUAUUCUCGAGCGACUCGGUUCAUAUCUGGAGCUUCCGUACUACGAGCAAAUGCCGAAGAUGACCUCGAUCGCUGUUCCGGAUCGGGGCACCGGUGCGAUGGAAAACUGGGGUCUGGUGACGUACGGGGAACCGUCGCUAUUGUACAACCCGGCAGUAAAUACCUAUCGCAAUCGUAAACGUGUUACGACCGUCAUUGCGCACGAGUACGCCCAUCAAUGGUUCGGCGAUCUGGUCAGCCCGAGCUGGUGGGACUACAUUUGGUUGAACGAGGGCUUUGCCACGCUGUACGAGUACUACGCGACACGGUUGGCCGAACCGGGUGACGAGUACCUGGAGCUGUUUAAUGGCGAAGUUGUGCAGCGAGCGUUUUUACAGGAUGCGAACGAACAGAUUCGUCCGAUGAACUGGAACACGGCUACGCAGGACGAAGUGUCCAGUCUUUUCGAUAUUAUCGCCUACCAGAAAGCUGGCAGUGUAUUGAACAUGUUCCGCAAUGUUCUCGGCGAUACAGCAUGGCGCGCAGGAUUGACCCAGUACCUUACCGAUCGUGAGUAUAACGCAGCAACGGAGGCGAACUUAGCCCUUCAUCUUCAGACUGCAGUCGCGGGACAGGACAUUUUGCCGUCAACCGCCAACGUCCGCGAUCUGCUUGCCUCCUGGACCGAUGCACCCGGAUUCCCAGUGCUCAAUGUCCGCCGACUGUACCGUGAUGGGUUGAUGAUCCUCUCGCAGGAACGCUUCCUCGAGCAGAGCGUUCUACCGACGACCCAUGUGUGGCACAUCCCUUACAACUACGCGCACAAAUCGUCGGCUACAUUUUAUGACCUCACAACCACGGGCUGGUUGUCGUCACGUGCGGCCAAAAUAGAAACAUCCGUACCCGACGACGAGUGGGUCGUGUUUAACAAGCAGCAGACAGGAUACUAUCGCGUAAACUACGAUCGCCGCAACUGGGAACUACUUACCGAGGCUCUGAUGGAUAAUCGCAACGCGAUCCAUCGCCUCAACCGUGCUCAGCUAAUAGAUGAUUCGUUUAAUUUGGCUCGGGCCGAUCUGCUUGAUAUGGCCGUUGUGCUGCGCUUAAUGCGCUACCUUCGCACCGAACGCGAUUAUGCACCGUGGUCCGCAGCGGACAAAGUGCUAACGUACUUGUACGACAAACUGCGCGGAACCGAGCACGAGCACGCAUUCCUGGUGUACGUUGACGAGCUUAUUUCGGAGGUAUAUGCCACGCUGUCGGUGGACACUGUUGCCCAAGGCGAAACGACACUGUACAAGUACCUACGGCAGCUGAUUACCGGUUGGGCUUGUCGUAUCGGCUAUCGGGACUGUCUUGAACGAUCACGGGAAGCACUCAGGAAAGAGUUUGCUCCCGUCGAGCCAGAAAGCUCGAUCCCAGUACAUCCCGACGUACGAGCCGUGAUGUACUGUUACGGUUUGCAGGAGGAUACCGAUAGCGAGUUCCAGCUCAUCUACCAGCGUUUGAUGGCAUCGCGUAAUCAAGCCGAACGUACCGACCUGAUCGACGCGCUCGGAUGUUCGAAGAACGCGAACAACAUUAAGACGCUUCUGGGCACCAUCUUGUUUAGCGCAACGCCGGACACAAACUUUGUGUACCUUGCGGACGAACGCAACCAACUGUUCCGGGCGAUCUACUCCGGUGGUAGGAUACCAACGAUGGCGCUGAUGGAUGUGCUGCAGGAUACUGUUUCGGUGUCACAAAUCAUGGCAAUCGUUGGGGAAGGAACGAUCAGCAACGCCGUGAUGAACAUUGCCCAGCGCACUAAUGGCCCGGUAGAAAUGGAACGUCUCGAAACGAUGCUGACGGCAAUGGCAGGAAUUCUGUCUCCGGCUACGCUGAGCACCGCCCGUGAUGUAGCAAUGGCACGUCCGCAAUGGUUCACCACAGCGGAAGGAUUAAUUAUUGGCGAGUUCUUGGAGAGCUACAGCGUAUAG